AGAGGCCCCUCCUUCUCGCCCCGCUCCUCUCCCUCGCUCGCGGCCGAGCGGGCUCCCGACCCUCCGCUGGCCAUGGCCGGCAACGUGAAGAAGGGCUCGGGCGCGGGCGGCGGCGGCUCUGGGGGCUCGGGCGCGGGCGGCCUGAUCGGGCUCAUGAAGGACGCCUUUCAGCCGCACCACCACCACCACCACCACCUCAGCCCGCACCCUCCCGGCACGGUGGACAAGAAGAUGGUGGAGAAGUGCUGGAAGCUCAUGGACAAGGUGGUGCGGUUGUGUCAAAACCCAAAGCUGGCCCUCAAAAACAGCCCGCCUUAUAUCUUAGACCUGCUGCCUGACACCUACCAGCACCUUCGCACUGUCUUGUCAAGAUAUGAGGGGAAGAUGGAGACACUUGGAGAAAACGAGUAUUUCAGGGUAUUCAUGGAGAAUUUGAUGAAGAAAACUAAGCAGACUAUAAGUCUUUUCAAGGAGGGGAAAGAAAGAAUGUAUGAGGAGAAUUCUCAGCCUAGGCGAAACCUAACCAAACUAUCCCUGAUCUUCAGCCACAUGCUGGCAGAACUGAAAGGCAUCUUUCCAAGUGGACUCUUUCAAGGAGACACUUUUCGGAUUACUAAAGCAGAUGCUGCAGAGUUUUGGAGAAAAGCUUUUGGAGAAAAGACAAUAGUCCCUUGGAAGAGCUUUCGACAGGCCCUUCAUGAAGUGCAUCCCAUCAGUUCUGGGCUGGAGGCCAUGGCUCUGAAGUCCACUAUUGAUCUGACCUGCAAUGAUUAUAUUUCUGUUUUUGAAUUUGAUAUCUUUACACGACUGUUUCAGCCCUGGUCUUCCUUGCUCAGAAAUUGGAAUAGCCUUGCUGUAACUCACCCUGGUUACAUGGCUUUCCUGACAUAUGAUGAAGUGAAAGCACGGCUUCAGAAGUUCAUUCACAAACCUGGCAGUUACAUCUUCCGGCUGAGCUGUACUCGUUUGGGUCAGUGGGCUAUUGGGUACGUUACUGCAGAUGGGAACAUUCUGCAGACAAUCCCACACAAUAAACCACUCUUCCAAGCACUGAUUGAUGGCUUCAGGGAAGGCUUCUAUUUGUUUCCUGAUGGACGAAAUCAAAAUCCUGACCUGACAGGUUUAUGUGAACCAACUCCGCAAGAUCAUAUCAAAGUAACCCAAGAACAAUAUGAAUUAUACUGUGAGAUGGGCUCCACAUUUCAGCUAUGUAAAAUAUGUGCUGAGAAUGAUAAGGAUGUGAAGAUUGAGCCCUGCGGACACCUCAUGUGCACAUCCUGCCUUACAUCCUGGCAGGAAUCAGAAGGUCAGGGCUGUCCUUUUUGUCGAUGUGAGAUAAAAGGUACUGAGCCCAUUGUGGUGGAUCCAUUUGACCCCAGAGGCAGUGGCAGUCUACUAAGGCAAGGAGCAGAAGGAGCUCCUUCCCCAAAUUACGACGACGAUGAUGAUGAAAGAGCUGAUGACUCUCUCUUCAUGAUGAAGGAGUUGGCAGGUGCCAAAGUGGAAAGGCCUUCUUCUCCAUUCUCUAUGGCCCCACAAGCUUCCCUUCCUCCAGUUCCGCCAAGACUUGACCUUCUACAACAGCGAGCACCUGUUCCUGCCAGCACUUCAGUUCUGGGGACUGCUUCCAAGGCUGCUCCUAGCUCCCUUCAUAAGGACAAACCAUUGCCAAUACCUCCCACGCUUCGAGAUCUUCCACCACCACCCCCACCAGACCGGCCUUACUCUGUUGGAGCAGAAGCAAGGCCUCAGAGACGCCCCCUGCCAUGUACACCAGGCGACUGUCCAUCUAGAGACAAGCUGCCCCCUGUCCCCUCUAGCCGCCCAGGGGACUCAUGGUUGUCUCGGCCAAUCCCAAAAGUACCAGUAGCUACUCCAAACCCCAGUGAUCCUUGGAAUGGAAGAGAAUUGACCAAUCGACACUCACUUCCAUUUUCAUUGCCCUCACAAAUGGAACCCAGGGUAGAUGUUCCUAGGCUUGGAAGCACAUUUAGUCUGGAUACCUCCAUGAAUAUAAAUAGCAGCCCAAUAGCAGGUUCAGAAGGUGAGCACCCAAAAAUCAAGCUUUCCUCGUCUGCCAAUGCCAUUUACUCUCUGGCUGCCAGGCCUCUUCCUGUGCCAAAACUGCCAGCUGGGGAACAAGGGGAAAGUGAAGAAGACACAGAGUAUAUGACUCCCACAUCUAGGCCUGUUGGGGUUCAGAAGCCAGAGCCCAAAUGGCCGUUAGAGGCAGCUCCGAGUUCACGAGCGUGUGACUGUGACCAGCAGAUUGACAGCUGCACAUAUGAAGCAAUGUAUAACAUUCAGUCCCAGGCACUAUCUGUGACAGAAAACAGCACCUUUGGGGAAGGGAAUCUGGCUACAAUCCAUACCAGUACUGGCCCUGAGGAACCAGAAAAUGAGGAUGAUGGGUAUGACGUGCCUAAGCCACCUGUGCCAGCUGUACUGGCCCGCCGGACCCUGUCUGACAUCUCCAAUGCUAGCUCCUCCUUUGGCUGGUUGUCUCUGGAUGGUGAUCCCACAAACUUCAAUGAAGGUUCCCAAGUUCCCGAGAGGCCCCCCAAACCAUUCCCUCGGAGAAUCAACUCUGAACGAAAAGCAAGUAGCUAUCAACAAGGUGCAGGUGCCACUGCUAACCCUGUUGCCACUGCAACCUCGCCACAGCUCUCCAGUGAGAUCGAGCGCCUCAUGAGUCAGGGCUACUCCUACCAGGACAUUCAGAAAGCUUUGCUCAUUGCCCACAACAACAUUGAGAUGGCCAAAAACAUCCUCCGGGAAUUUGUUUCUAUUUCUUCUCCUGCCCAUGUAGCCACCUAGCGCAUCUCUCCCUGCCAUGGCUUCAGAGGACCCAUGAGCCGGGCUCUUACUCAAGGAACACCUAGGAAAGCAGUGGCUUCUUUUGGGACGUCACAGUGAGGUCCUGCCUUUUAUGUGGGUAUCGACACAUGGUUCCAAGAUUUCAAAGCAGUGAAAUGAAAAUGGAGCAGCUAGUGUGUUUCAUUGUUGUAUUAGUCUUCAGAGUGUUUUUAUAGUCCUUCAGUCCCCAUUAGGAGAGAAUGAAUUUUUAUACAAUGGUAACUUACCCCGGGAACAGUGCAGAAAGCAGUAGAAGUGCUGUGCUGUGGCCCUAGUUAAGGACUUAAGAUUUUCCUGUUAAGGGUCUGUGUGUCUGUGUGUCUGUGUGUCCUGUCAUUGUAAGAUUAUUAUCCUGCUGUGUGUGAAUCCAAGCAGGGAGUUAGCACAAGAGCUUCAGGAAGGAAUCUCUGAAGACUCCCAUCUACUGUGGUAUUGCACCUAGCCCUGCUGGAUAUUACAACCUCAACCCUCCCCUUUGGCUUAGAUUAUCAUAUGCUUAGCUGCAUUUUAUACUGUUAGAAUACCCACUGUCCUUUCACCUGGAAACUCCUUACUCCACUUCCUCCUCAGUGAUGUUCUGUACACUUGCUGUGACCAGUCUCACUGAAGCCAAGCAGCUUAUAGGAUGUUUUUCCUUCCUCAUGUGUGAUGGUGUUGGUUGGUUUGGUAGAAUAGGUGGGAAGGAAAAUGCUAUUCUGUGGUUACUGUUAACACUGGUCACUCCAAAGUGCUGUUUCUAUAGGAAUGUUGAAUUUGUUUUUUUUUUUUUAAAAGAUGUUUGAAUUCCCUUAAUUAUCUAAUGACUGGUUUGAGAUAGAGGCCUUCAUAUACAUUCCGUGUCCUCCCCAGGAAAGUCUGUGGGAGUCUAUUGCCUUGAUGCCAGAUAUGUUUUUCUGAUGUAGAUCAUGAGUCUUUCUACCUAACAGGAGCAGAACAUUUGUUUCCAGGAUGGUUUUCCAGCCCAGAUACCAUGGAGCUUUAGGAAGCUUCAGUCACAUGCUAUUUAGAUUUACAAAAUGAAUAGUAAGGACCUAUCUGCUCAGUCUCUCUUGCCAGUGCUUAAUUUCAGUUUAGGGAUUUUUUUUCCCUUGAGCAGGAGCCAGGUUAACCUUUCAGAAAUUAUCUCUUUCUCUACCCUCUAAGGAGUAGUGUAUACCCCAGUGACAGUACAGCAUUUGCUGAUGACUAACGCCUUUCUUGCACUGGUGCAGCCAGUGACUUGGGUCUCAUGUGCUUAGCGCUUCGGGAAUGGUUUCUCUUUCUCUUUCCUUGCCUUUUUAUUGGUUCCUAGAUAUAAUCACUGCAUUAUACAUAGUAUUUAGACAUCAUUCAUUGAAAUCCUUUAGUCAAAGACAAUUUGGGUCAAUGUAGCAGUUUUGUAUAUGUACAGGUUCUAGAUCAAGAAGAUCUAGAGUCAGUUUGGAGACCUGUUUCUCAGUCCCUGUAUAGUGACCCCUUGGGUUCAGUUAGUUCUUUGACUAGAGUCUUGCUGAGUUCUCUGGCAGCAUUGCUGUUUGUCCUGUCGCAUGCAAACUGGCUUUCCCAUGAAUCUACUCUGCUUUUUUAAAAUUCAGGCAGAAAUGACCCACCAAGAAUCUGCUUUCUUUCCAGUUUUAACAUCUUUGCAACUAAAAUCUUUUGAAGUCUUCUUUUAGUUUCUAAAUGCUUCAAGUUCUGGGUUUUAUCCUCUUGCCUCAGAACUGUUUCUGUUCCCAAAGCAGACACUACAGUACUUUAUAUUGACUCUCCUUGGUUACACAGUGUCUUCUUUACAUAGCAGCGAGUAGAAAAAAAUAGCUUAUCAUUCACCUCAAGAAGCUUGUGACACCCAUUUUGUGUUUAUUUGAAUAUUGAAAGCCUAAGCCAAGCUUGGUGGCAUGUGCCUGUAAUCUCAGCAAUUGGGAGAUGGUGGCAAGAUGAUCUGAAGUUCAGUGCCAGCUCAAAGCUACUCAGAACCUGUGUCAAAACAACAGGGGUUGAAGCGAUGGCUACCUCUUCAGUUAAGAGCAGCUGUUCCUGCAGAAGACCCAUCUCUGGUUCCUGGCACCCACCUGCAGGUUUAAGAUGUAUAGCAGCUCACAACGAUCUGUAACUCCAGUUCCAGAGGUAUCUGAUGCCCUCUUCUGACCUCUGUGGGCACCAGGCACACACAUGAUAUGCAUACAUAUGCAGGCAGAACAUUUCAUACAUAUGAAAUAAAUAAAUGUAAAAAAUGAAAAAAAUAAAAAACAAAAAAUCCUUGACGAAGAACUAGUGAAAGGGCUACAGGCCCCAGUCUGUCCAUAUUGGAGUGUUUCUUUCCUUGUAGAUAUUAUCCACAAUCUAAGGUCAGUCAAGAAAACAAAGCAUUGGCUACAUAAGUUUGCCUUUUUUGUGUAUCCAAGUCUUCUGUGGAGGGCUAAGGAUAUAGCUCAGUUGGUAGCGUGCUUGUUUAGCAUUCACAAAGCCAUGGUUCAGUCCCCACACUGCACAGAACGGGGCUGAGGCACACUUCUGGUCCCUAGCACUCAGGGUGUGGAGGUAGAGUGUUAGAAACUCAGGCCAUUAUUACCUACAUAGCAGCUUUGAAGCUAGCCUGGGCUACAUGGAACUCUGCCUUCAAAAGAAAACAAAAGCCAAAUCUGCAGAGAUUACUGUCCAUACUACCUAUGGAAAUGACAGUUUUGUCUUGCCCUCUGCUGAGCACCCAUGUGAGCUCUGAAACGGGCAUGGGUAAGCGUAGGUAGUUCAGUCCCUAUGCUGGACAGGCACAUUUUUGAUUGACUUGGGUAUUGGUUUAUCAUAUGUAUAUCUACAAUUAUUAAGGUUUAAGACCAUUGUGUAUAGGCCUUUCCUUUGCUUCCAGGAUAUGCUGGGGGCCUGUGCUUGAUAAUUAGGUAGCCUUAGGGAGCUUCAUGCCAGUCAUUUUGAAGAUAGUCUCCAAAUUUGAAUUUCUUUUUGUUUGAAGGCACCAAUAACUUAUUUGCCAUUUUCCACUUGUAUGGCAAAUUUUAAUUCCUUGGCUUUUCGUCUGAGUUUACCUAAAGUUGCCCUUUCAUAAACAGGCUUUAUUUUGAGUUUUGCUAUUUUUGGCAAGCCCAUCCUUUUUCCCUGCUCUGUGUUGCAAUUAGGAAAAUCACUUUAACAUCUUCCUUUUUCUCAACCUCAUUAGGCUAUUUUAUUCAACACAGGCCUUGCUCUCUCUGUGUCUUCGUGGAUUGCUUUACAUGCCAUCUCAUUGAUGGGUCACUAUCUUCCCAGGGUGCCAGGCAAGACUUUUCUAGUCCAGUCCUAGACCUGGACUCUUUUAGCUGCCCCCUCCAUUGUCCUUGUAAAAUGAAAAGUUCCUAAAACAGUUUUAAAAACCUGUGGGUUCUGAAGUAUUCCUCCUUCUAGUUAACAGACUGGACAGGUCAUCAUCUCAGCUUUUGCAUGUUAAUAUUUAUUUAAGCAGCAAAUUGACCCUGUCAGGCUGUUCUUAUCCCCCUCUUCCUCCUCCCAGCCCCACCUUGCAGACUCUGCCAUUUUGUCUUUCUAUUUCAAUUCUCAGACAUAACUCUCACUGUACCACGGUGUGAUAGUAGUACUGGCAUCGUUCAGCUGUGUUGUGGGUUUGUUUGUUUGUCUGUUUGUUUCCCCAAUUGUCUGGGAUGGAUAGGAGUCACUAUUCUAUUUCCUCUGUAGGAAAGUAAAAUGUGUUUUAUGGUCCAAGUAGCAAACUUACAAGUUAAUUUUUGUAACACAACUUACUUGCAGGCCAAACCAGGGACAAGCUGUGUAUUCCUUCUGUGGCCCCAUUAACAGGAUAUCUUUCUGUGAUGAUCAGCAAUGGUGGUAUCACAGAGUGUUCUCCUACCUCACAUCAUGAGAAGCAGAAGGCCACUGGCCUUCUCAGGCCUUCCUUCUGUUGGCCUUUCUGACUCUGGAAUGAUCACUCCACUGAAUAGAGUAUUCUAUCCAUUGUCCUGGCUACAAGCACUUGAUCAUUUCUGCAAACAUUUGAGUGAUUACUCUGUGUCAGAAGUGUUGGCUGUAUGUGCUUCCCGGCCACCUUGUGGUGGUUUACUGCUGUUGAGAAUUUAAGCAGGGCCGUCCUUAACUCUUUUUGCAUUUGACUGUGUACAAGUUUAUUCACAGCUCUUUUAUGUAGACUUACCUUUCCUUACAGAGUUCUGUACCCAAGACAUUCCCAUUAACCCCUGUUGGCUUCUUGUAGCUUUGAUAAUAUUUGGGAGAUUCUGUUGUGUAUACCUCAUUGCUACAGAUUUUAGUAGCAUCUCUUCAGUGAGUGGAGGGCUCACUGACUGAGAGUUGCACAGUAGAGCACUAAAUGUUUAAGCAAAGCUUUUGCUGCAGUCCAUUCUAGUGCCUUCUUUAUCUUUUUACUGAGCUGCUUCUUUCCUCAGUCCUCCUAGUUGGAAAGGUUUUGUUUUUUUCCCCUUCUGGGACUGUUACCACCUCCCAUACAAUUUGGAGUUUCUUUUUCUAUUCUCCAGUAAUCUUUGUGUGUGUAUGUCCCCACCCAUCACACUUCAACAGUCUUUGUAGCUAAUUCUGUCUUAGAAAGGGCAAAAGGAUUGGAUGGAAAGGGUGCUCUUGUAGGAGCCGGUCAGGAGCUGAGACUGGACUCUGUCCACUAAGCCUUCCCAGAGCAGGCAGCUUAUUAGCGGUACCAGAACCUCCCUGUCAUCUGGCACUUGAAACUUCAAAAUUCAACAAAAGCACUCUAGCACUACACAAAGCAUCUGGAUGCAACUUUGAUCUCAGUCCACACACAUGGGUAGUUCUCUCUCUCUCUCUCUCUCUGUCUCUCUCUCUCUCUCUGCAGGGUUUCCCUGUGUAACAGAGCCUUGGCUGUCCAGGACUUGCUUGGUAGAACAGGCUGACCUUGAACUCACAGAGAUCCACCUGCCUCUGCCUCCGGAGUGCUCAAAUUAAAGGUGUGUGGCAUCGAGACCAGCUUGGGUAGUCCUUUUGUUGGAAUGCACAAAGUCAUUUAAUGCAUGGAAGACUUGGUUCUUGUAUAUUAGUGGGCUAGAAAACUUUAGGCUUAGUUCCUUCUCCUCCUGCUUGACAGCAUAUUGGUAUACAUGACUCAAAAAUAGGUAUCCAAGUCCUUGAGUUCAUAUGAUCUUCGAGUACAGUUCUUUAGAAGAACUCAAUAAUUCCUGGAAAGAACAGGAGAAAGUUAAAACCUGUAUACUGAUUCCAUGGCCAGACUGGACAUUCUGAGGGGGUCUGUGCUGGGCCUAUAUCUCCUGAGACCAUCUGUGCACCAAGCUGGACAUCAUGUAGGAAGCCUGUCUUUUCACCUCUUGGGAGGUGGAAGUAGGAGAAUAAGGAGUUUCAGGCCAGUCUUGGUACGCUGCGAACUGAAGACCAGACUGGACUCUAUGAGUCUCUUGCCUGUUCAUGGAGAAUAUUUUCUCUUCUUUAUUUCUAGCAACAGGGAAAGCAGCAAUAUUGCUUGGUGCAUGGGUGGAGGCGCUCUCUUCAAGUGCAAAUUACUGAUAGAGUAGUUUCACUGAAACUACUUUUGGCUCUUCCACUGUAGUUCCCUAUAAGUCUGAUAGUUUGAAGGUACAGUCUUUUAUGGUGGGAAAGUCGUGGAGGCAAGAACAUGAGGUAACUGGCCACAUUGUACCUACAGUCAAGGAGCAGAGACAGUAAUGCUUAGGUUGUAUUUUUUUUUUUUUUCCUAAAUUAAAACUGUUGUCUAAUCAUGUCUAGAAGGGCUUCAGCGUUGACUUGCCCUUGUAUUGCUGGCAUUUCUUUUCUCAUGGCUUCUGUGUCCUCCUCUGUUGCUCUAAAGGCAUCCUGUAUGCCCUCUUUGUCAGCUCUGCUCAUCCCUCUUCCCUUCUUUGGUGGUCUGUUCAUGCCCUCUCAACCUCAGAGCCAGUGAGUCUUGAUAAACUUUCCUUGUUUGACUUGUCCUUGAAUGUACCAUCAAGUUUCCUCUUGUGAGAGUUUGCAACCUUGCACAGGUUUGGGUAAUGAACUAGUCCAAUACGCUCAUGACCUUCAAGCUUAAGAGCCUUUGCAUAAGGGAACAGAGCUUCUCCAUGCCUCGUCUUGAGUUCUGCUUCUCCUUGGUAGAAUACCUUUAUUUCUGUGCCAACUCCUGGUAGAAGUGAACCAUGUAGUCCUUCAUUGAUAAGCUUGAAGUGGUUAGGUAGAUUGUCAUCUCUGCGUUUGCAGCAACAAGACGAAGGUGGCCUAUGAAGGCUUGGCAGUCUCGCUGGCACCCUCCUCUAUGUCAGAAAUCACCUUUUGAAGGAGAGUGUCCAAGUCAUUUAUGGCUAACCAAACUGCUGCACCUUUGAGAUCAAUGGUUGUAUCAAGUUCAAUGCUUGGUAGAGUUGAGCCUUGGAAGACAGUGACAUACAUGGCAUUGAACUUUUGGUGACUUGAGUUGCUGCCUGUUGGGACUUGCAAACUGAAUGAUACAUAAAUCCAAGUUUUGACAAUUGUGUUCAUAAGAGUUGCUGUCUCUCUGACUUCUUCGUUUACCCAAGGCAUGCGCUUGCCGUCUUGGUUAGCCUCUCCAGCCCUGUCUCCAUGAAUGAGAGGGAGAAAGACCUUCUUUCCAGUGACAUACAAAUCUGGAAAGACAGCAAGAAGAUGGCAACAAGGCAGUGAAAUAGCUCCUCCGAGUAUUUUGGAGUUUAUGGCCUCUGGAACACACAGGUUUGUUAUAGCUGCCUUGACACCAAUGUUUGGUGGUGGUAAUGCAAUUCUGUCAUCCUGCGAUAGUGCCAACUUGACUGCGGGGGCAGUUGUGAAUGUCUUGCGAUAGGUGGAGGAGCUGAUCUCCAUGAUCUCCUACCCACUAUUCAUCCUAAGUACCCUUGGACACUUAGUCCUUAGGUUGUGUUCUUAAAGAAUAUACUCAGCAAGAAUAUUGAUUAGAGGGUCCUUCCCCUGCCUGGGCCUUACAGGGAGAACAGAGAAAUUAUGGUGACCUGGGAGCUUCUUAGAAGAGAUAAGCAAAGGGACGUUCAUGUUAGAAGCACAGUUGCUAGCCUGCUAUUUAUCUGGGAGGUUGAGGAGAUCCCUAUUUUUAACCUACUCAGAGCCACUAUCAUCUUUGCUGCUUCAUUUUUUAUUUUUCUUCUUCUUAGGAGUCUUGGCACCCGAGAUUGCUUUCCUCACUCUUGAGGCCACUCUACGCUGUUUUCGGUGGUAUUUCUUAGCCUUCAUUCGACCUCAGUUCUUCUUUAAUAUUACUUAGAGUGCAUAUCAUGGCUUCCACUGUAGCUACUACAUUUAGGCUUGGCUCUCUUCUCGUUUUAGUGCUGAAUACUGUUCAUUCUGUGGUCUCUUGACCUGGCUCCUGCAUCCCAUCUUCCUCUUUGUUUGUCCUCCUGUGAGGGAGCCUGCAGUAAUGCUCUUAGCUUUGCUUUCCUAGGCACCACUGGGACAUUUACCAGAAUACAGAUACUUUCAGUGUCAAAUAGAGCUUGUUCUGUGCACGCCUUAGACAAGCUACCUGUAUCUUCCUGUUUGGUUGCUUUCUCUCUAGUCCUGUAAUAAGUGUGGUGGGUUUUUUGUUUUGUUUUUUAUUUUUUUAUUUUUUUUAAAGAUCUGGGGGAAGUAAAACUAUGCUUCUGCUUGCCUAGAUCUGUGGACUCUCAUAUUAGACCCUGUCCUGAGUUUUAAGGAAUAUCAUACAUACUAUCCUGCUUUUAACUUCUAAAUAUUCAAGUCAUUUGGUAUACACAGAAGUAACCUACUAAUCCAAAGAUAUUCAUUGAGGCACAUAAGAAGGGCAAAAGCAGGUUGUCAGAUUUUACAUUUGAUGUCUAUGCUAGGUUCCUGAAUGAAGGAGCCGAGAGAUGGUAGUGCCAUGUGCCUUCACAGUGUCCCAGGAAAUCUGGGUUGGUUGCAAGAGAAAAUACCAGUAUUUCUGGGUUCCAGUAAGUAGCACAAGAGUUGAGAUAGAGAAACAGGGACAGGGAGAGCCCUGCACAUUGUUUUGUACCUGAUGUAGAGCACUAUGGGGAAGGGUUAGCUGCUGACCAGCAGCUGCUUGGAGAUCUUACAGCCUCUUCCCAGUUUUAAUGCUUCAGAAAAAUGUGGCUGACCACUCCUUGUGUUGUUCAGAGCCCAGGUUGAGUGCCAGCCUGAGUUCUACUAAUCUGGCAGCUGAACAGGUCAGCAAGAGUUCUAAUCACCUGGCCCUGCAGUCCUGAUUCAGUCCCACAACUGAAUGUGAGAGGCAGACCUCCACAUUGCCUUGACAUUUCCUUCCAUCUACACCAGAAUGGAGGCCAGAGAAGAGGAUUGAUCGAUGAAUGCUGUGUACACUGCCUCACCACAUAGGCCCUGAAGUGGGCCUGUGUUGCUCCUUCUCCCCUACCUCUCACCCAGUAGUGGAGAGGGUGACCAUGUUUUGGCUGUCUUUAAGUGGCAAGAGGAUCCCAGGCCCUGUGCUCUCUCCCCUGCUCUCUGGGCUAGUAAGCCCGCCCUGCAGUAUGAACAAGAGGACGCCUCCUGACCUCCUCCUCAGCACCCAUAAGUGGGAAGUGUGACCUCUGCUGAAACAUGCUGGGCAUGGCAGCUGUGAGGUACCUCCUACAUCUGCUUUCUGGCUGUGGUGACUUGGGAUUUUUAACCUUAUAUAUCUUUUUCCUUUAUUCAAAACAAAACAAUUUUUAGCACACUGAAAAAAAAAAAAAAAAAAAAAGCCAAAUGUUUUGUGCCUUUCUAAGGCAGCGCUGUACCCCAGGCUGCAUCUUAGGACUUAAUAUGGAAAUACCAGAGUCUGAGCUCCUCUGCCUUGAAUAUCUUUAACCCUAGAGUCUUGGGGACAAGAUGUCUGGCUGGAGAGGUGGCACAUAGGUACCUGUGGUCUCCUUCUCGGCCAUGAGGCUUCAUUGGAAAAGAGCAGCAUUGUAUUCUUGCAUCACUUAGUUGGUUCCAGGCAGCAGUUAGUGUUCAGGCGACUACUCUGGAUGUCCCCUUCCCCCUCCCCGAUAACGGUGCCCUGCUGAGCAGAGCUGUAGGGUGGACUCUCCUGGGAAGAGGAGAUGGUUCAUUUGUUGUCUUUUUGUUUUGCUGGAGCUUGAGCCAGCUUCAACCUCCUGCCUCUCCUCAGACUUGGUUUUCCUUUCAUUUGAAGGCUUCAACCGUAAUCCAUUAAGUGACUGGUACCCUGAAGCCUGUCACUCAUACCAUCAAGGUUUCAAACACAAGUUUUCUUACCCUCCCCUUUUCCCUUGUUCUUCCCUGCUUGUGGCUAACAAAGAAUGGGGGAUGGACGCAGUUCUUUUUAAGGUCCUCCUCAUUCAAGAUUUUCAAAUUCUUGAUUUGGGUGGGACAAGAGAGAACUUGUUAUUAUUUUCCCCAGAAUAGAGUCCCAAUUUGUAUAUCAGUGUUAAGAAAACAAAACAUACACUUAAGUGAGAUUCUCGUGGACUAUUUUUAAAAUGUCAUUAAUAUAAAAAGAUUUCUAUUAGCAGUAUUUAAUCACUCCUAUAAAGAGCAGAGGUAAAUACUCCUGCAGAGUAGCGGAGCUUAAGACUCUUUCUCUCAAGUCCAUGUUGUUUUGCCUGUGUACUGAUGUGUGCAGGUCUGUUAUACUAAUUAGAGGUCUGUUAUACUAAUGUUAUUUAUUAAUUUUUUUCAUUUCCAUACAGUUAACUAAAGAGCUUUUUCAAGCACCCAUGUCUGUAAAAAAAAUAUUUUUAAAUAAAUUUUUUUGUUGUUGUA
Messenger RNA from Psammomys obesus (fat sand rat), 12546 nucleotides. It is a transcript of the gene Cbl, whose product is annotated as Cbl proto-oncogene. Gene Ontology annotation, biological process: cell surface receptor signaling pathway; negative regulation of epidermal growth factor-activated receptor activity. The record is from RefSeq and is a predicted model, not a curated record. Gene Ontology annotation, cellular component: membrane raft; plasma membrane. Gene Ontology annotation, molecular function: SH3 domain binding; ubiquitin protein ligase activity; calcium ion binding. The transcript is spliced from 16 exons. Lineage: Eukaryota; Metazoa; Chordata; Mammalia; Rodentia; Muridae. The coding region runs from base 73 to 2817 and encodes 914 amino acids.